UUACAUUAUAGCUUUGUUAGAAACGAAAGCAACGUUUAGCUCUAUCAGACAGAAUCUUUGCGCCAGUUUAAGCGUAAACCAUAGUUCUGGACUUUACUAAGCGAAAUGGAUACGGAUAUUCAGAGAUGCUUCCGUAGCAAAACGGUGUUCCUAACUGGAGCCACUGGCUUUUUGGGAAAAGUCGUUAUUGAAAAACUUCUUCGGACCACUGAGGUGAAACGCAUCUAUGCGUUGAUCAGACCGAAGCGCGGAAUUGCUAUUAAGGAUCGGAUUACCACUUGGUCAAAAGACGCGGUAUUUGAACUGCUGCUCAAGUCCAAGCCGGAGGCCCUUCAAAGAGUGUGUGCCAUCGCAGGGGAUUGCCUCGAGUUCGAUUUGGGAAUCAGCGAUGAUGAUCGAAGGCUUCUGGCCGCCGAGGUGCAGAUUGUCAUCCAUGGAGCAGCCACCGUGCGAUUCAACAAGCCGCUUCACGUUGCCCUCGCCAUCAACACAAGGGCCACAAAACUGAUGAUUCAACUGGCCAAGGAAAUGAGCCAGCUGCAGGCCUUUGUGCACAUCUCCACCGCCUUUUCCAACUGCGUUAUUUACAACGUCAAGGAAAAUUUCUACCCCGAGCACCUCAAGUACAGCUCCGACAAGGUGCUGUCCAUGGCAGAGCUGAUGGGCGACGAGCUCCUGGACAACAUGGAGCAAGAGCUCCUUGGCUCGUUUCCCAACACGUACACCUACACCAAAGCCCUGGCCGAGGAUGUGAUCCUGAAGGAAGCGGGUGGCUUGCCACUCUGCAUCUUUCGACCGGCAGUCAUUAUCGCGGCGCACAAGGAACCCAUUUCCGGCUGGAUUGACAACAUGUACGGACCUAUGGCCAUUCUGUACGGGGUGGCGCGUGGGAUACUGCGCAUUGCCACCUUCGAUUACCAUGCUAAGUCAAGUCUGGUGCCCGUGGACUACUGUGCCAAUUUGACCAUGGCCUGCGCCUGGAAAACUAUCGAAGAAGGCAGCAGCAUGGAAUCGCAGGAGACUCCUGCUAUCUACCAACUGGCGCCCACCGAUGAGAACCCCAUCACCCACGGGGAGUUCAUUCAACACGCCUACAAAGGACGCACCAACUGCCCGCUGACCAAAAUGGUAUGGUAUCCUUUCAUUCACUGCAUCACAGUGCCGUGGCUCUUCCCCCUGGCAGCUUUCUUCUAUCACACACUGCCAGCCUACUUUUUCGAUCUGGGGCUCUGGCUGAGUGGCCGGAAACCCAGAUUGGUGAAGACUUACCAGCAGAUCCACGAGAAUCUGCACGUCUUGGCCCCUUUUUCCUGCAAGAGCUGGCACUUUGACAUGCGGAAUACGGAUCGCUUGCGGCAGCUCAUGUCGGAGGAGGAUCGAAGGAUAUACUACUUCGAUAUGGUCGGUCUCAACUGGAAGGAAUACUUCCUCGAUGCUCUUGGGGGCAUUAGGCAGUAUUUGGGAAAAGAGGCACCCACUCCAGAGUCCAUUGCACAAGGCAGGAAGGUCAUUAAGCGCUUGAAGCUGCUUCAUCACAUCCUGCUUGGUGUCCUCUGUCUUGUGGCCCUACUAGCAGCUUGGUUGGUGUUAAGGAUCCUAGUGUAAUUCAGAAUACGACGACUCGCGUAAUUACUUCAUGGAAUAAAUAUAUUCAACCCAUAGAAAGUAGCGUA
Messenger RNA from Drosophila erecta, 1673 nucleotides. Its product is annotated as fatty acyl-CoA reductase wat. The record is from RefSeq and is a predicted model, not a curated record. Gene Ontology annotation, molecular function: alcohol-forming very long-chain fatty acyl-CoA reductase (NADP+) activity. Bases 106 to 1605 code for a protein of 499 amino acids. Gene Ontology annotation, biological process: long-chain fatty-acyl-CoA metabolic process. NCBI's taxonomy places the organism in Eukaryota, Metazoa, Arthropoda, Insecta, Diptera, Drosophilidae. The transcript is spliced from 4 exons. Gene Ontology annotation, cellular component: peroxisome.